AUGUCGAACGAGCACCUCAUUACCGUUGCCUACCAGGAUCGCGUAGCGAUCGUGACAUUGAACAGGCCCGACAAGCUGAACGCUCUCAAUGCCGACCUGUACUACCUUCUAGGCGAGCGUCUCCGCGAGGUUGACUCACGGGAGGAUAUCUUUAUCACAGUCCUGACUGGAACAGGUCGUUUCUUCUCUGCCGGAGCCGACGUAACAAGCACACGUCCUGGCAAUGGAGACCUCAGCUCAAGCGCGCGUCGCGAGCUAGUCAAGGGAUUUGUCGCAAAUAAUGUCGACGUCACCCGCACCUUCUACAAUCACUCCAAGAUUCUUGUUGUCGCCCUGAACGGGCCUGCUGUUGGUCUCUCAGCCGCACUAGUCGCCCACGCUGACUUCAUCUACGCUGCCCCGCACACAUUCCUCUUGACCCCAUUCUCCUCGCUGGGUCUCGUUGCUGAAGGCGGUGCUAGCCGCGCCUUCGUCGAGCGUCUGGGGAUUGCUAAAGCCAACGAGGCGCUCAUCAUGAGCAAGCGGAUUAGCUGUGACGAGCUUAUUUCGACUGGCUUUGUGAAUAAGGUCAUCGCGUCGGAGUCUGGGAAGCAGGAGGACUCUGAUGGGUUCUUGAAGAAGGUGCUUGAGGAGGUUGAUGAUCGUCUUGGUACACACUUGAACCAGACUAGUCUACUAAAGAUUAAGGAGCUAGUAAGACGGCCUGAGAGGGAACUUUUGGAUCGCCAGAAUGGUCUUGAGGCGUUUAUGGGCCUUGAGCGCUUUAUGAUGGGGCUCCCUCAGGAAGAGUUCCGCAGGUUGGCGUCUGGUGAGAAGAGACAUAAGCUUUAG
Molecule: messenger RNA, 831 nt
Organism: Penicillium griseofulvum
Lineage: Eukaryota; Fungi; Ascomycota; Eurotiomycetes; Eurotiales; Aspergillaceae
Product: dodecenoyl-CoA isomerase
Exons: 2
Coding region: 1-831 (276 amino acids)
Biological process (GO): fatty acid beta-oxidation
Cellular component (GO): peroxisomal matrix
Source: RefSeq, a predicted model, not a curated record